Molecule: messenger RNA, 1546 nt
Organism: Chelonus insularis
Lineage: Eukaryota; Metazoa; Arthropoda; Insecta; Hymenoptera; Braconidae
Product: leucine carboxyl methyltransferase 1
Exons: 4
Coding region: 144-1094 (316 amino acids)
Biological process (GO): C-terminal protein methylation
Cellular component (GO): cytosol
Molecular function (GO): protein C-terminal leucine carboxyl O-methyltransferase activity
Source: RefSeq, a predicted model, not a curated record
GCCACCAGUAUGGCUACUCCAGUGAGUCGCAGUAACUGACAACAGCUGAGCAGUAGCAAGCGCUAGAGCUCACAUAUCUUAACGUAGUGGUGAUGAAAAAAUGAUUAAAUUAAUAUAAAUAAAAGUCUCAAUCAAACAGUGAAAUGAUUAAAGACAUGGCAGAUGAUGAAGCUACUCAAGCAACAAAUGAUGACGCAAGUGAAUGUAAAAGACACGCGGUUCAACUUGGAUACUGGAGUGAUCCUUACAUAAACUUUUUUGUCAGACAAACAGCCCGAAAACCUCCGGAAAUAAAUCGUGGAUAUUACGCAAGAGUUAAAGGCAUUGAAAAUUUUAUAAAUAAAUUCCUCAAAAUAUCUGGUGGAAAAGGUCAAAUCAUAAACUUGGGUGCAGGAUUUGAUACACUUUAUUGGCGGCUAAAGGAUGCUGGAAUGUGCCCACAAAAUUUUAUAGAGUUGGAUUUUCCUAGUGUAACAGCAAAAAAAUGUUACCAUAUAAAAAAGCACAAACAAAUGAUAGACAGCCUUAAUACAGAAGAUGGAGAAAUUAGAUUUUCAACUACUGAUCUUCACGCAGCUAAUUACCAUUUAAUUGGAACGGAUUUAAGACACAUAUCAGAACUAUCAAAUAAAUUAACUCAAGCUGAAGUUGACUUCAAUAUUCCUACGUUAUUUUUGGCUGAGUGUGUCCUCGUUUACAUUGAUAAUAAUGCGGCGUCUGUUCUUGUUAAAUGGCUCGCUCAAAAAUUUUCAAAUAGUAUUUUUGUAAACUAUGAGCAAGUGAAUAUGAGAGAUAAAUUUGGACAAGUUAUGCUGUCUAAUUUACGUUGUCGAGGCUGUUUAUUAGCUGGUGUUGAAGACUGUGAAUCUUUAGAAACUCAACAAAGACGUUUCACAUCAAAUGGCUGGGAAGGCUCAAACGCUUGGACAAUGGUUGAAGUGUACGAUUCAUUGCCGGAAUCUGAAAGGAUGAGGAUUGAACGAAUUGAAAUGCUGGAUGAAAGGGAAUUAUUAAUACAAUUACUACAACAUUAUUGUAUUGCUAUUGCUUGGAAUGGAACGAUGUUUAAAAAUUUAUCAAUAGCGCAAGGCUAAAGAAUUACAAAUGUCUGAAAAGUAUCCAUGGUUACUCCAGGUAAUGAUAAAUGUCGAUAAAGUGAUGAUAAUUGGCUAAAAGCAGGUUGGUAAAAGUAUUCUUUCGUUUUGCGCUCGAAUUGUGAUAACAGUGGGUUCUGUCCUCGUGGAAAUUCAAUUAUUUAGACUGAUAUUGAGCUCAUAGUUAAAAAUAUAAUAUAUGAAAUAUUUUGAUUGGAUAAUCAACCAAAUGAAACCCCAUUGCUACAACAAUUUUAGCACGUGAAGUAACAAGAAAUUACUUAGUUUCUAUAUAAAGUUAAAUGAUUCUUUAUACUUCUUAUACCUCUCCAUUUUUUUCUGUGAUGAAUAGAUAUUUGAAGAAUUCAUAUAAUAUUACAAUUUAUAAAAUUUUAUAAUUAUUAUUAUUUUUAGCUUAAAAAAUCUACUAUUACUAAUAAUAGUUUUACUUG